ACCUAACCUCAUUUCAAAUUAUUAUCAAUUACUAAUUCUUUACACACAUGUGUAAGUUCUGGCGUCACAAGAGCGACUCUUCAGAACUCAAUACAGUCCGCUUAUAACACUGCAAGUAUCCACAUGAGAAGUAUUUUCGUGUCACCAUUUUAUUUGAACUGGCUAAUCUUGUUAGCGAGUUUAGGAAUAAGGAGUUGGUGCCGUAAUUAAAAAGUGAUUGUGUAAACGUGAUGCGCUUGAAGUGAAAAUCUGAGUCUAAGUGUGAGGUGAAUUAUGUCUAAAAAUAAAGAGAAAUCCAAUCAGAUAGCGGCAAAGGAUUGGCGGGAGAGAUCGGAGCCUCUGCUCUCAGUGCCUGAGGAUGAAAGAGAGCAACCACCCCAUUCACUGCCAAGACUAAGUGUGGUGUUGCCGUGCAGCACGAGCACCAGCGUGGAUCGUAUAUCUGUUGUACCAGCCACAAAACGGCUGUCACAUGGCGAUGAAUCUAUGACCGUAGUACUGUCAGCAUUUUACGCAAAAUUGUUAAUAGUUUUAGGCUUAGCAUUACCUAUUACCAGCACAAUCCAAAAUGAGCUCUACACGAAUAUCACAUCUGAUAUAUUUACAAUGUAUCUCUACGUAGUGAGUAUGCUGUUCCUUGCGUACACGUUUUAUCAUCUUCGAAUUGCAAAGAAAAGUAAAUAUGAUAAUGUAAAGCGAACACGAUACGGCAGUUUUUACUUGCAUAUGGGAGUGGCAGGGUUCAGUGUGGGCUCCAUUAUCUACUCCUGCCUGCAGUUUGGCGAAUAUUUCGAUCUCUCCGGCGACUGUCAGCUAAUUAUUGUGGCUCUCAAGCCUGCGCUUCGAAUUCUCUUUUUGGUGGCACAAACUAUUUUUAUAUUCUCUUAUACGGAUGUCCUAGAUCCUAUGCGAGGCGUAGUCCUAGACAGAUUUGGUCUAAUGCAUUUAAUAGCUACUAACGUAUGCGAGUGGCUUAACGUAGUUAUACAAGAAACCAGGGAUGAUAUAGUCGCCGUAGCAUACGACCAACCAGCUCAGUUGAGGUACACAAAUAUGAGUGGCCCAUCGAAACUAGUUAUGACUGAAGAAGUAAUAAACACAACUUCACUAGAAGACUAUAUAAAUGGAAAUUUCACAAGCAGCAGUGAAGUAAUUCAUGCAAACUUAACCGCUAAGAUAGAGGCUUGGAGUUGCAAUGUCUCGGACAUGAUAACGCCACUAAUUAGAACCAUGAAUCCUUAUUUGAGGCCUUGCGGAGUUGAAUACAGCCUGCUCUGCUCAGUCAUAAUAGUUGUUAUUUACAAUGAUAUCUGCACCGUACCUGGAUCGAAAACUGAAAAAUCCAACGUAAAGCUUAAUGAGAGGCAAUGCUGCGGAAGGAUAAAAUCGAAUAGCCACUUCUCAGUAGACUGUGGCAGUGCGCAUAAAGGUCUUUUCAUGGGCGUAGCAGUUCUCGCCGGCACUAUCGUCAGUCUUAUGUUGUUCAAUGGCCUUUUCCAAAACGAGAAACACAUUGAACUUGCUUUACUACAAAUAAAUAUAUGGGAGACAGUAAUAUUUGUACUGAUGAUAAUGGGAUCAGGAAUAUGCAUACAGCGGAUGCGCAAACUAAAUUUACGCCAGACCUCAGCCACGAUGCCUUUAGAACAUGCACUGCUAUUGGUGACCCAAUGUGGGGUAUAUCUUUAUUAUUUGUUUCAAAUAAUCGGUGCUGGCUUCCUCAUACACCAGGGUCCUGAGGGAAAGAGAGCAACAAGAAUCAUAGCACCACUAUGCGCCGUAAUACAAAGCUCAGGUCAAACCCUACUUGUGCUAGACGCGUGGUCCCGGCGCUGCGCUGGCAGCAAGGAGCGGCCAGGUCGACAACUGGUGACCUUCCUCCUCGUGAGCAACCUGGCAUUAUGGCUGCUCAACCGCGUCAAGAAUGCCCGCGCUGAAUUUCAUCCAAUGCAGAUGGAGUUUUACGGAGUGUGGGCUUGGACCUUAAUUACCCAUGUGUCUGUCCCGCUCUUGGUCUGCUACAGGUUUCAGGCAACUGUGUGCUUCUACGAAAUAUGGAAAAACUCAUACAAAAGACAAAAAGAGGGCUACACUCAAGCCGAUGAAAUUGAAUUAAAAAAUUAUCAUGUAGCAUAAUCAUUUUUCUAUU
Molecule: messenger RNA, 2149 nt
Organism: Maniola jurtina (meadow brown)
Lineage: Eukaryota; Metazoa; Arthropoda; Insecta; Lepidoptera; Nymphalidae
Product: proton channel OtopLc-like
Exons: 10
Coding region: 274-2136 (620 amino acids)
Biological process (GO): proton transmembrane transport
Cellular component (GO): membrane
Molecular function (GO): proton channel activity
Source: RefSeq, a predicted model, not a curated record